CACAGCUGGUCUACGAUCCUCGAAGCGAGUUGACGGCCGAACGUUGUGUCUGAUGUGAUUAACGCGAUUUCGUGCCGAUCUGUCGAGCCGAGCUCUCCGUGGCUCGCGCGAGCGUGCGGCUACAGUCAACGUGAUCCGGCAUCGAUCGCGGCCGUGAGGUGAAUAGUGUGACAGAGGGAGAGAGAGAAAGAAAGAAAGAAAGAGAGAGAGAGAAAGAAAGAAAGAAAGGAAGGAGAGUGCUUUCGUCGCCAAUGUAGCCUGGAGAACAGCGGCGGCGGUGUCACCACGAGGAUUUUUCAAUCUGACCGCCCCAACGCUGGAUACGAAGGAGCAUCGCCGCUGUCACGACCGUCUCUUUUCGGUAACAAUGUCGUCGAUGCGCUCGUAAUAUUCGGAACCAGCGUGCAGGAACGGAAGGAGAGGAAAUAGAUGUCAGAAGAAUGGCGUCCACCAGCGGGCACAAGAGGAACGGCUCCAGUUCGAGCAUGUUCGCGCACAAACGCACCGAGUCGGGGGGUGGUUUCGUCGGUUACAAGCGUACCGAGGGCGGUCACAAGCGUGCCGAGAGUAUAUCCAGUGCCUUUGGCCACAAGCGAUCCGAGAGUGGCCACAAGAGGAACGAGAGCAGCGGUGGCUUCGGUCACAAGAGGUCCGAGUCUGGCAGCAAUUAUCAUGCCGGGCAUCGACGGAAUGAGAGUAUGUAUGCCAUGACGGGCCUCUACGCCGAAAGCGCCGGCACUGGCACCGACGAUAAUACGGACCCGUUGCAGGCGAGCGGCAGCAGACUGACCCACGACACUGUCAUAAGGUGUCACAGUAGAAACCCGAGUUCCGGCCUUGUGGAUCAUAGAGAUUUUAUCAUCAAAUGUCACAGCAGGAAUCCCAGUGCUUCUAUGGUAGACAGGACGGAGAAGGAGAGGGCGCAAACUCCGCCGUUUAAUCCGGACUCCAAGGACUGUGGGAUUCUGAGUUGUAGGCCGGCCUUCAUUCAGAGAUUUGCCGGAAUAAAGGUGUUCGUAUUCCUCCUGUCGUUCCUUGUUACAUUGCAACAAGCGCUUAGCUCAGGUUACAUCAAUUCUGUGAUAACAACCAUAGAGAAGAGGUUUGAGAUCCCGUCCAGCCUUUCAGGCCUCAUUGCGAGCUCUUACGAGAUCGGCAAUGUUAUCACUGUCAUUUUCGUCAGUUAUCUCGGUAGUCGCAGGCAUAUACCUGUCUGGAUAGCGAUCGGUGCAGUGAUAAUGGGACUGGGAUCUAUGAUCUUUAUGGUGCCACAUUUCACAGCGGAACCCAACUUGACGACAACAGCGAAUCAUUCCAAUUCGGAUAAUAUUUGUCGCGGCGUAUCGUUACGUGAACAAGAUAUGGGUCUGGGUCGACUCUCGUCAGGGUUAUCCUCGCCCCCCUUAGCACCACAUAAUAAUUUAAGAGGUGACAAUUGCAUACAGGGAUCUCCAUCUACAGCUGGACCCGUCAUGCUGUUUGUACUUGCUCAGUUACUAUUAGGAUGUGGAGGUUCUCCUUUGUUUACUCUUGGUACUACUUAUAUAGACGAUCACGUGAGACCGGAAAGUGCAUCUUUAUAUAUCGGUUGUAUGUAUAGUAUGGCGGCCUUUGGACCAGUCUUAGGCUUUCUUCUCGGAGCGUAUCUUUUAUCCUUCCAUAUGGACUCGUUUUCUGGAACGAUUAUAAGCAUCGAUCCCGGAGAUCACAGAUGGGUCGGCAUGUGGUGGGGUGGAUUCCUACUAUGUGGUCUGCUCCUCAUUUUAGUAGCAAUCCCCUUUUUCAGUUUCCCUAAAACAUUGCAACGUGAGAAAGAGAAAAUAAGAAUCAUCGAAAAGAACAAACCAACGAACCAAAAAGAAAAAGAACAACCGAAGGAAAUUAAAAAAGAAAACGUCGACGACAGUGGUUACGGCAAGGAUGUGAAAGAUAUUCCACGAAGUAUGUGGAGGCUUGUCUGCAACCCAGUCUACGUUGUAACGUGUUUGGGAGCGUGCAUGGAAUUGGUGAUCGUGUCUGGAUUCGUGGUGUUUCUUCCCAAAUAUCUGGAGACGCAGUUCAGUCUGGGGAAAAGCCAAGCCAGCAUCUUCACCGGCUCGAUCGCAAUACCAGGCGCUUGCAUCGGGAUUUUCUCCGGCGGAUGUUUGCUCAAACGUUUAGAACUAAGGCCGAAGGGCGCGGUGCAAUUCGUUCUCGUCUCGAAUAUUAUUUGCUUGGUGUGUUACGGUCUGCUGUUUUUCCUCGGUUGCGAGAAUGUAAAGAUGGCUGGGACCACUAUACCGUACUUUAACAGUAGUACAAAGGGCCCUGAACCCUUUCAAGUAAAUCUCACUGCCGCAUGCAACUUUGGUUGUGAAUGCCGAAUGACGGACGUCGAGCCGGUUUGCGGCAACAACGGUCUGACGUAUUUUAGUCCAUGUCACGCGGGUUGCACUGCCUUCAGUUCAAAAUCAAACUUCACAAAUUGCGCAUGUAUACACGGUAAUUUGACUAUGGUGCCACAAGCUGCUCAGGAGUUUGCAGAAGUGACCGUCGUACCGGUAGCGACCGCAGGCCCUUGCACUUCACCAUGUAAAACUAUAUUCCCGUUUUUAAUUCUCUUAUUCUUCAUGACGUUUAUUGUCGCCGUGACUCAAAUGCCUUUACUCAUGAUAGUAUUACGAUCCGUUUCCGAAGAAGAAAGAUCCUUUGCGCUGGGUAUGCAAUUUGUAAUCUUUCGAUUGUUCGGUUAUAUACCUGCACCGAUACUGUUCGGUAAUUUAAUCGACUCCACGUGUUUGCUGUGGAAGAGCACCUGUGGAGAAAAGGGAGGUCGAUGUUUGCUCUACGACAUCGAACAAUUUAGAUACAGAUACGUCGGCCUAUGUGCUGGUAUAAAAAUUCUAGCCUUGGCGUUAUUUUUAAUCGAUUGGUGGCUCGUGAGAAGGAGAAGACAAAUGGAAGACCAACCGCCAUCCUUCACUGUCAAUGAGUUUGUAGGGUCAAUUAUCAGCCUAGAUAAACUGUUCGAGGAGAAGCCGCAUCAUCAGAAUUUAGGUGGAGAUGGUGAUGCAACUCUGCCGAGUUCCGAGAUUCCAACGCCAUCCUCCAUCUCAUCGCCUACAGAACCUACCAAGUCAACGAAUCUCGAGGAAACAGGGUCGUCGAGUCAGACGCAAGAUUCAACAGAGACGACAAAUCGCUCAAAACACACGGAUAUGGAGGUCCCCGAUACAAGGCAAGCGCCAUUCUCCACGCAAGAACCGGAAGUCGAGAUCAAACCGUCGAGUGGUAUGGCGGAGAAUCGUAACCGAAACGUUUAAUGUUUAUUUCAUAUUAGAAGCUAUAAAAAUGAAUAUAUCAAAUUGGUGAUAUGUAAAUUUGUGACAAAUUAUUUUAUAUAUACAUAUAUAGAUAUAUAUAUACACAUAUAUACAGAUAUAUUCGCUGAUGGAUUUUACCUGAGUAAUACAGGUCGACAUAUCCACAUGUACAUUGUUUCUUUUCCCGUUGAAAAGUAAAAGAAUGCAUCACGAGAUAUCCAUAGACAAUGAAAAUUUGUACGAUAUUGAAAUACUUCAGAAGCUCUGUAAGUGUAUAAUGAAUUCAGUUAUAUUUAUUUAUUAUAUUUCUCCAUUUCUCCUUUUGCAUACACAUACACACACACACACAGUACAUACUCUGCGUACCACACGUUAUGGUGCGUACGUGCAUAGUUGUUAUUUAUUAGUCAAGAUGAUUUGUCACAAAUUUAAAUAGCUGAGUUAAUUACUCUUAGGGAAUAAUAUCACUAGAACGUAAAUUUUUACAGCAAUCAUAUAUAUGUCAAUAAGUAGAUAUAUAACGCGUAAAGUGUAGUUCGUUUCAAACGUACAACUCGAGAUUGUAUUAUUCAUUGCACAUUUAGAUUUAUACUGUUGCUACGUAUAUCGUUAACGAACAGAUAUAUACGAGGAGGGAGGGAAGGAGGGAGGAUAUAAAAAUGAAGUAGAGAAAGUCGGCGGAUGUGCAAUGUAGAUAAAUUUCUCUUGUCGUCCGACUCGAAUCAUGAUAAAAAUAAGCCUUGCGCCAUUGCAAGAGAAGGCUAACGUAACGACGAAAUUGUAAAUAUGAAAAUUCCUGCCUUAAGAAAUAUACAAGACUAGACAAAUGUAUAUUUAAAGAUAAUGAACUAAGUAUCACACAGAACACUAACGAUCUAUAUAUAUAAAUAUAUAUUAUAAUAUCAUUAGUGCAAAGUAAGAGCUACGAUUUAUUUUAUAACUAGAGAUUAGGUUUCUCGAAACCAGUAGUCAAUUUAGCGUAGUGAGAUAAGCGACAAAGAUUAGUAUGACGAAUUUGUAAGUAAUCUCCAUUGUUGAACAGCGCGUUGGUCUAUGUCUUACGUUCGUUUUCUUUUGGAGAUAAAUGCAACCGUUUCAAGUGCGCAUUGCAUAAGCCGCACGUGAUCUCUUAUCUCCUCUUAGUUCUACUAUACACUCUUCUUUCCUUCGGUUUGUAGGCAACCGUUUCUUUUCGUGAGCUUUUCAUGGAAUUAUAGAGAAUAAUUUUUCCACGAGAACCAUGGAAAUCACUAUAUAUUCUACAUCAUACAAACGAUGCUUCCAAGCAACGAAAAUGAUACUUUUUUGGGGGGGGGGGGAUUAACUGUGGCUCAGUAUAUCGAGAGAUAAUUGGGGGGUUGAUACCACUGCUUUCUGUUUCAAUUAAAAAUCCUGGCUUUACGCAAAGAGCUCGCUCGCAGUACGGGGAGCCUAUUUGCUUCGUACCUGAAAGCCUCUCGAAUCAAUUUCGAUAUAUAAAAAAAAAAGGAAACUAUUAUAAAAUCACUCAGGAAUGUGAAAUUCUAUAUUCUAGUGGAUAGUGUGGCACUUCUAAUUUAACUCAAAGAACUCAUUAUAUCAAUUAAUAUACCAUUAUAUGAAAUGAGAGAUUGUAACAUAAAGGAAAAAUGUAAGCUUGUCUUCGUUGCACGUCGAUUCCAUUUCUUCUUCAAUGAAACGAACACCGUGAAAAAUUUGAAUACUGAACUGUAAGUGAGGAAAAAAAACCGUGUUAUAGAAACAAUCUAGGCGCAAUUGCUUUUCGCGGAUAUGUUCGCCGAUCGAUUGGGAUAUUUCUCUAUAGGCUAUUCCGCUGCGACGUUAAGGGUACUAAACAGUUUCGCGUACAUACAUGCUUCUGAAAAUGAGUGAACAUAGUCUUAAUUUCACGCAUUUCCACCACACUCUCCCCCGCUUUGGCCCGCCACUGUCAAUUUCUCGAAAACUGUAAUACACGUUACUAUAUUUUAGAUGGGAUUUUCGAGUUUAAUGUAAACUUCGUCAAAGUUAACCGUUCGCACAUCACGUUUCGAGGAACAGCGCGCGUAUGAUCUCCGUAACUACAUAUUACUAAACACUUAUAUACCCGCUUUGUGAUAUAAACUUCUUCCGAACGGUAACCUUUGAGGAAGAACCGUAGAGAAUAACAAAAAGUGCUGUGAAUAAUGAGAGAAGGAGGGAGAGAGAGAGAGAGAGAGAGAGGAAAAUACACGCGUUAAAAUCAAAUUUAAUUCAAUUACAUGCCGACGGUAGAAAGAAAGAGAGAGAUAGAGAGAGGAGGAGGCGCGGAUUAACGCUGGAUCUGUGUCCUGCGAGCGACUGUACAUACGUAAAAUAAUAGUUAGAGCGAUUUAUAUCCGAGAGAAAUCCGAGUGGAGAACGCAUGUAUCGCAUCGUACUAUAAUCUCGUUCGUUGAGGUUGCCAUGAUAAAGCGAUAUUGUUAUCGACGUAAGCGGGUGAUUACGGCGUAAUCGAUUUCGAUUGACUCACCUGUAGCCUAUAAUUUAUACAUAGCUCGUAUUUAUUCUUGAUUUUUAGAAGAACGUUACUUAAAUACUUUUGUAAGAAUUUUUCUCUUAUACGUAUAUAUUUGUCUUCUGGGUUUUUUUUUUGGCCAUAUAACGACUCGAGACGCGCACCGAAUAAUGCGUAUGUCACCGGAUCUUACUGUUGCUAUAAUUAUUCUCUCGACUCUUCAUUACCGUGCUUUCGUUUACUUUCUUACAAUUAAAUAUAUCGGUUUUACGAUUUUCGAAUUCCAUUGCUCCAUCGGCUAUUACUAUUAUUACCAUCGUUACUACCGGUAAUAUACCGCGCGUUUACCAUUACUGUUGCCACCACCACUGCUACAAGUACCGCUACGACAACCGUUACUACUAGUUAGUACUGUGUCGUUAAUUUUUAUAAAACCUUUCGUUCGGCUUGAUCUAAUUUUCUUCUUUUUUUUUCUUCUUUUUUUGCUUACGAUCGUUAAGAUUAAUGCGUAUAACAUUCCGGAGCUACUGUAAGUAGAACGUUUCGGUAAAGGUGUGUGUGCUUGCGUGCGUACGUGCAUGCAUGCAUGCGUGCGUGCGUGCGUGCGUGCGUGCGUGCGUCAUGGAUGUGUCAGUGAAUGAAAAAGUAUGAAAAGAACGUAGAGAUAAAGGGAAAAGUUAGAAAUGAUAGAACAUGAAGGAACGGUCGAUUAUUUGCUAGAGAUCGUAGCUGUUGGAGGUGUGCGGCUUCUCGAGAAUCGGGUCGGAUAUUUUCGUCGGGUAUUUUCUUCGGGUUGGGGUUGGGGGGAGGGAGCCUGAUUUCGGAUAUUCGCACACCUCUACGUAGUGGUAAUUACGUUUAAGUGAGGAAACUGUUAUGUACAUACAUAUGAUUAUUACAUUAACAUAAGCUGCUUAUAGAUGUAAUGUAUUUUUUGUAGGGACCAUAAUAUAUAAGCGGAAUAUAUAUAUAUAUAUAUAUAUAUAUAUAUAUACACACACACACACAUAUAUAUAUAUAUAUAUAUAUAUAUAUAUAUAUGAAGUUACGAACAGUACUAACGAGUGAUACAAAUCGAUCUUUGUCACACUUUUGAAAGCAAUACGCAAUCGAUACCGCAACACGGUAAUAACGCGAGAAACAAAAGAGUGAAAGAAGGAGGGAGGGGGGAGGGAGAGAGAGAGAGAGAGAGAGAGAUUGUGAGAGUAAAUGCAUUAUCAUUUGCGUUUCUCACGGUGAUUAUAAUAAAGCGAGAUAACGUGUGUCUUAAACGCUGAUCGGAACGAUAAAAAGGCGUGCGGCGCGCGAUAUUAGAUAAUAAAUAUAACGCGAUGCGAGACUUAGAAAAUUGAAUCUAUAGAAUUUUUUCCGCUUUAGAAGCACACGGAUUGAACUAUCCAAGUUGAGAUAUGCCUUAAAAUAUAAGAGAAUUAAACGAUUGACUCUUUCGUAGCGACGUUACUCGUCCGAAAUGCUACUAUAAUUUCCGGCAUUAACGAGCAGCUUUCUUUAGGUAAUCGCUUACGGCAAUCGAAAUAUAUUCGGAAAUACUGAAUCUUGUAUUUUUUAAACAUGAAAAAACGCACAUUUCCGCAGCGAAAGGGUUAAAGCGACGAGAUCGUAAGAACGCGAAGAGGACGUUUGCGAUGCUGCGAAUAAAAAAGAAAAUGAUCCAUCUUCAUAGAAUGGGCAAUCCCCCCAAAAAUAUCUCUAUUUUGUAUCGAUACAUAAAAAAUAUGAGAUGGUAUUGGCCUAUCUCAUAUUUGUGGUGUAUCGAUCUUUUCGUUUACGAUACGUAUCGAUACGAAAUGUCGACAUUUUUUACGGUAUCGCCCAUCUCUACUCUAAAGUCGUUGUAGCGCACUUUUGUAAGUCGCAGUCUUGUUUCACGGUAAUUCCGAGUGUGUGUUAAAAGUGCUCACAAUUGGCGCUGCAUUUGUAAUGUCCGUGAGAUCCUCGCUUCUUAUCGAUCUCGUUCCCCCUCUUGUGACGAAAAUUGACAUUCUGAAUUUCCAAGAGCGCCUCGCGCAAAUCGCAAACGAUCGUACCGAAAGGGAAUGAGCCGCGCACGACUUUUAUGCGGUUGAUGCACACGAUUUUACGUGUCUCGCGUGCCAGAGUCAUUAUUGUCGAAUUACUGAUUCAAUUGGGAAAAAAUAGGGAUAAUAAUAUUAUAACGAUCGGGAAAAAGAAACGCCUUUUACUUGACUCAUACAAGCCUAAUUUUUCGAAGAGUAAGGCACAAACAGACAAUGUAUUUACAAUGAAUAAAUGUUUUGAAAACUGUUAA
Messenger RNA from Dinoponera quadriceps, 8068 nucleotides. RefSeq names its product solute carrier organic anion transporter family member 5A1 (gene Oatp30B). Gene Ontology annotation, biological process: sodium-independent organic anion transport; transmembrane transport. The transcript has 15 exons. Lineage: Eukaryota; Metazoa; Arthropoda; Insecta; Hymenoptera; Formicidae. Gene Ontology annotation, molecular function: protein binding. The record is from RefSeq and is a predicted model, not a curated record. Bases 441 to 3302 code for a protein of 953 amino acids. Gene Ontology annotation, cellular component: membrane.